This is a messenger RNA of Galendromus occidentalis (western predatory mite), 1153 nucleotides long. RefSeq names its product tRNA methyltransferase 61 (gene Trmt61). Gene Ontology annotation, molecular function: tRNA (adenine(58)-N1)-methyltransferase activity. Lineage: Eukaryota; Metazoa; Arthropoda; Arachnida; Mesostigmata; Phytoseiidae. The transcript is spliced from 3 exons. Gene Ontology annotation, biological process: tRNA methylation. The record is from RefSeq and is a predicted model, not a curated record. Gene Ontology annotation, cellular component: nucleus; tRNA (m1A) methyltransferase complex. The coding region runs from base 89 to 1153 and encodes 354 amino acids.
GAAAUAAUAAAAUCGAAUUCAUUGAACUGUGAUCUGCCAAAGUUCUCUCAGCGACACCAGUGCUCGGAAUCCGACAGAUGAACUUAACAUGAGCUUUGUGGAGCAUAAGGAGUGCCCGGCGGAUGGAGACACUGUCAUUGUGUACUUGAAUUUCAACCUUUUCUACGCGCUCACAUUGAAGGCCGGCGAAACGUUCCAAACGAAAUACGGGGCUCUCCGACACAAUGACGUGAUCGGCAAACCCUACGGGAGUCGUGUGCCGGUGAAGAACGGCUACGUGCAUUUCUUGUGGCCGACUCCGGAGCUCUGGACGUUGAGUCUUCCUCAUCGAACACAAAUUCUAUACGCGAGAGACAUCUCAUUGACCGUAUUCAAUCUCGACUUGAAGCCUGGGAGCAUUGUCAUAGAAUCGGGGACUGGCUCUGGAUCAAUGACACACUCACUGGCCCGAGCCGUGGCGCCUCGAGGGAAAGUUUUCACUUUCGACUUUCAUCAGCAACGCUCUGAAAUCGCUCAGAAAGAGUUCGAUGCCCAUGGUCUGGGGGAACUGGUGAAAUGCGCCCACAGAGAUGUUUGCGCCGAUGGCUUCGGGCUUGAGGGAGUCGCGGACGCGGUUUUCUUGGAUCUCCCACACCCCUGGCUCGCCGUUGAGCACGCGGUCAAGGCCUUAAAAGAUUCGGGCGGGAGAAUAUGCUCUUUCUCGCCGUGUAUCGAGCAAGUUCAAAAAACUUGCGAUAAAUUCCGAGAGCUGCGGUGCGGCGAAAUCACGACGCUCGAGUGUUUGGAGAGACCAUACGAAAUCAAGAAGAUUCAGAUGGCGAAGCAGAGCGGCGAUCCAACGAGAGGCCUCGAAUAUUUCCUGGGAGAAGACGGUCUUCCUUUCGACACGACACCAGCUAGCGAGGAGCUCAAACUCGAAAGCGCUGAAGGUCUAGGAGAGGAGCAGAUUACCAAGAAACCUCGCGGUGGCAAGACCAAUGGAGCGAGGAGAGAUCCGGGAGGUGAUCAGAUUCUGACAGCGGUACCAUCUGUAAAUAUUCCGGGCCACACCGGGUACUUGACCUUCGCGACGUUUUUCGGGAGAACCGAGGCGAAUAUCUCGAAUUGUGGGGCUGUACUGCAAGACCAUGAAGGGAUUCCAGACUCCAGCUGA